This is a messenger RNA of Branchiostoma belcheri (Belcher's lancelet), 1263 nucleotides long. Its product is annotated as leucine-rich repeat-containing protein 1-like. NCBI's taxonomy places the organism in Eukaryota, Metazoa, Chordata, Leptocardii, Amphioxiformes, Branchiostomatidae. Gene Ontology annotation, molecular function: protein binding. The transcript has 5 exons. The record is from RefSeq and is a predicted model, not a curated record. The coding region runs from base 112 to 1263 and encodes 383 amino acids.
GCGAAAGCGGAACCAUAAAGCACCUGUUCCCAAAGGUGUGUGGUGGCUCUGAGCGUCCGUCCUAAUGGUGCCGACACCCACCCUCCGUUUCCAUGAAUAUUUAAAAGCAAAAUGGGGGUGGACUUGUCCACCUACCGAGCUCGGAUCGGCUGUUUCCAGAACCCGACUGCCAGGUGUGCACGAUGUCGGUCCCAGGCAUCAGCACUGCUGCUGGGGGUCAUCCUGGCAAAGCUUUGGAACAAAGUGAUGGGACGUGGGCCAGGGAAACUUGUCAGAUGCUGCUAUGUAAUGAUGUCAUGUCUGCUGGCCUGGUUCCUGGCAUGUAAACUUCUGCUGCAGGCAGGAGACAUUGAGCAAAACCCUGGCCCUACAUUAAGAGAAACAGACCCUGACACACAUGAGGUAGAGGAGCAAAGUUUGACACCCAGACAAAAUGAUGAUGAUCUCCUUGAGCUAGACCUAUCUGGGAGGAAUAUGUCACAUGUGCCAAACAAGGCAUUCCAGCAAAAUGACCUACAGGUCCUCAAUCUCCAACGUAACAGUAUCAAAGUCAUACCUACAGACAUAGGUAUGUUGUUUCAGCUUAGACAUUUGGACAUCAGUUGCAACAAACUUUCCCACCUACCUGACUCUAUCUCAUCUUUAUCAAAUCUCGAAGAACUGAACAUAUCGGAGAACAAAAUACACGAGUUUCCAAAAGGAAUGGAAAACAUGCAGGCACUGAAAGUGUUAAUCUAUCGAAACAAUGCCCUUGUCACCAUACCUGAGCAGGUCUUUUCCUUCCCAGGUAUUGAGGAGCUUGAUGUUUCAGAUAACGAGCUGUCAGAAGUGUCACCAUUGAUAGGGAAUCUGUUGUCACUAAAGGUGCUCAAUCUUAGGUGGAACCAGUCUCUCCAAAUCCUACCUCAGGAACUUUGCCAGUUGUCUAAUCUAGAGGAGAUAAACUUGUCAGUUUGUGACCUUGGUUGUUUGCCAGAUGAUAUUGGUAAACUCAGGAAGCUGAAAACUAUCAAAUUAAGUUGUAAUAGAAUUUCAUCACUGCCAGCAUCAGUUUUUCAGAGUCUUGUCAACCUAGAGGAAUUGGAUCUUUGUGAAAAUUCAAUUACAGAAAUUCCAGAAAGCAUUUCAACCCUGAAGAAGUUAACAUCUCUUAAAGUAGCUGGCAACCAACUUACAAAGCUCCCCACAUCUAUUGUAGAGCUUACAGAACUACAAUCAUUAGAUAUAUCGUAUAAUUCCAUUCUUGGCUUGCCUGCUGUCUGA